AAUAAUAUUAGUAUUUACUAUUUUAGUAUUCAAUAGUUUAAUACCUAUUUUCUAAAUUUAAAAUUAUAAUUCACUUAGGUACCGUCAACAUGGAAUACGAAUUCAAAGACAGAACAAAAGUGAAACGGCAUCGAAAGCCAAUUAACAGGACAACCAAACGAACUAUAACUUUUGAUGAAAAAUCUAGAAGAGAUUUUUUAACUGGAUUUCAUAAAAGAAAGCUUGCAAGAAAAAAGAAAGCCAGAGAUGAUUUUGAAAAGAAACUUAAGGAAGAAAAGAAAAGAAUCAAAACUGAGGCAAGAGAAACAUUUUUAAAAUUGACUAAUUCGCAUCCGUUUAUCCCAGAACCUCUURAUAUGGUCACAAAAGAAUAUAGUUUGGAAAAUCAUACAGUGCAAAUUUGUGACUUGUCAACAGACGAGAUUGCAAAAAGUAACAAUUGGAUUGGAUCAAAUCAGGUAUUAAAAUGUACCUUUGUACUUUAAUGUUAUAUGAAAUAAAAACAAUUGUGAUCACCUGAU
Molecule: messenger RNA, 521 nt
Organism: Diuraphis noxia (Russian wheat aphid)
Lineage: Eukaryota; Metazoa; Arthropoda; Insecta; Hemiptera; Aphididae
Product: nucleolar protein viriato
Cellular component (GO): nucleolus
Molecular function (GO): rRNA binding
Source: RefSeq, a predicted model, not a curated record